Trichoplusia ni (cabbage looper) is the source of this 1445-nucleotide messenger RNA. RefSeq lists its product as uncharacterized. Gene Ontology annotation, biological process: sleep; regulation of synaptic transmission, cholinergic; positive regulation of voltage-gated potassium channel activity. The coding region runs from base 117 to 593 and encodes 158 amino acids. The transcript has 4 exons. NCBI's taxonomy places the organism in Eukaryota, Metazoa, Arthropoda, Insecta, Lepidoptera, Noctuidae. The record is from RefSeq and is a predicted model, not a curated record.
UCUGUCAAUUCUACUUACUGUCAUGUUGUGAUCGAAUGUGGUGUGAGCUGUGUUUAUACUCGGCAUUAAAUUUAUUUUGUUGACAUUUAGACAAAUACUAUAUUAAUUACUACACAAUGAGAUAUAAUAUUAUAUUAUUGACAUUGUCAUCAUUGUUUAGUAACAGUUUAGCACUAUGGUGUUAUCAGUGUACUGCAGCAACGCCAGGAUGCUUGGAACCCUUUAACUGGCGCGGCGUUGGCUACCUCGGCAAUCCAUGCCCGGAAGCUGAAGAUAUUUGUGUGAAACUUAUUGAAAGGAAAGGAGCACAAGAAAUCAUCACAAGAGAUUGUUUAAGCAACUUUAGGGCUUUCCGGACUGAUAUUCCAGCUGAUACAUAUGAAGGUUGCCGGCCUGCAGCAAGAGAUGUGAACUUAGCUAACUAUGUAAAUAACACUAUAAAGGAACUUGAUAUCAAAAGGGACUGGUAUGACGAAACAGUUUGGUGUUUCUGCUUCCUCGAUCACAGAUGUAACAGUGCAUCGAAUCUGUCAACAAUGGUGUUACUAAUCCCGUCAUGUAUUGUGUUUUUAUUCACAAAAAUGAUGUUCUGAUGUCCGCUAGAGGCCACGUAUACUCAACCAAAAACAUUAGUAAGUUGAAAAGGUUUUUCAAAUGAUAUAGAUAGGACGAUGUAGAAGUAUAUAAUGACUCCUCUGACUAUCGUGUCAAAGGGAGAAUUGAUAUUGUUGUAGUUACAGAAUUUAAAAUCAGACAUUAACUUUAUUUGUAAAGUAAAGUGCAAUAAGACCAGUUAUUAGUAAUAAGUGAACAACAAUAUCAUGUUACAAGCAGCAUUUAGUUAUUAGUUUACAAUCAUACAGUAUGAGAAUCUCAUUUUCACUAUGAAACACAAGUUAGUAACUAACUUUAACUUUUUAUUAGCUCUGUUCUUUUAUUGAAUCUUUACAAGCUUUGCUUAAUUUGAGACUAGAUGGCGUUGUGUGAAUAUUGUCCGACAUUGACCAACAAUUAUACAAGAUCUGAUAUCUUUUACAAAGUACUUAUAACUUUAUUUUAAGCAAUAUUUUUUCUUUCAGCAAUUAUUUUGUGAUGUAUAUAUGUGCAUUUAGAGUAUUAUUUCCUGAUAUAAAUCAUUUUUACUUUAAAUAAUGAUUAAUAUUGCAAACUUGCUUCUCUAGUUGUUUGCUAAUGUCAUAAUUGAUUCCGUCCAAUAAUAGUUAUAAUACUAGCUUUAAGUGAUGCAAGUGCCUCUUUGAACAUUGUUCGUAAUAUAAGACUGUAGUAUUGUUACACAAACUGCUUUACAAUAUUCUGUAAUUUGUUUUUACACCGUUUUAUGCAAAAUUAAAUAUGUUAGGUUGAAAAUACCUAAGUUAUAAUCAAAUGAUUUAUGAAACAAGUAUUUUGUAGUAUCAGAAAAAAGCAAUAAAUCAAUUUCAAAU